CCGGAAACUGCCGCGAACGAGACAGCUUCUCGUUCCCGAACUGCGCCUUCAUAGGGGUGUUCGGACUGGUGGAAGAUCGUAUCUUCUCGGGAGAAAUGUCUGUUUUGUGUUAUAAUAAGGGCUGUGGGCAGCGUUUCAACACCGCUGAAAACAACGAUGAAAGUGCUUGUACAUACCAUCCUGGCGUUCCUGUGUUUCAUGAUGCAUUGAAGGGAUGGUCUUGCUGCAAGAGGCGCACAACAGAUUUUUCAGAUUUCUUGAAUAUUCCGGGUUGUACUAAAGGAAAGCAUUCCAAUGAAAAACCUCCUGACCCUGUCAAACCUGAAGUGAAGAUCCCAUCGGAACCAGAGCUGAAACCAAAGAGUAAUCAAUAUGUUAUGCAGAGCCGAAGACCAGUUGAAGCAAUUGUAAGGCCAAGCCCAGAUGCCCCUUUAGUAAGAUUGGAACAAAAGGUUUCUUCGUCAUUGAAGCAAGCACUAGAAAAACUCAAGUUAACUGCUGACAAUGGACCCAGAAAGGAAGAAGAGGAUAGUAAUGAAGUAAAGGUUGGGACUACAUGUAAAAAUGCAGGUUGUAACAAGACGUUUAAAGAUGCAGACAGCAAUGAAGAAGUCUGUGUUUAUCACUCGGGAGUGCCCAUUUUCCAUGAAGGGAUGAAAUACUGGAGCUGCUGUAAGAGAAAAACUUCUGAUUUCAAUUCUUUCAUGGCCCAAGGGGGCUGUACACAAGGCAAGCACAUGUGGACCAAAGCAAAUGCUGUCACUAACAUUGUACCAUGCAGACAUGAUUGGCACCAAACUGGGGGACAAGUCAUAAUUACUAUUUAUGCCAAAAACUCCAACCCAGAGCUGAGUUAUGUUGAAGCAAACAGCUCAGUGCUGCAUAUCCACAUUUUAUUUGAAAGGGAAAAGGAGUUUGAACACACAGUGAACUUGUGGGGUGUCAUUGAUGUUAGUAAAAGUCAAAUGAGUAUGACACCUGCCAAAAUUGAGAUUACUAUGAAGAAAGCUGAACCAAUAUUAUGGACUCGGCUGGAACUACCUCCACCACAGCCUGAGAAAAACGAGCCUGCACCAGAUUCAAAUGAUGAAGAUGAUUGAAAGAAACUGGGACCAAUAUAGGAAAAAGUGGGUGGUGGGUGGAAGUAGAUAGCAACAUUUACUGCUGAAACGGAAUGAAUUGUGUAAUUCUACAAUCUGUAUUCCCAUUUUGCAUACAAUUUUCAUAGAAUAAAUGUUUUGCAAAGCUGAGAUAUUUAUGAACUACACUUGUCUUUAGCUGUAUAGAUUUGUUCAUGUAUUGUAUGAUCUGUAAUAUCCAGUACAUGUAUUAAAAUCAGAAAGCAAUGCAGCAUUCUUACAAUUUUGAUUGAACUCAAAUAAAGAUCACUUAUCUAUUAGAA
Molecule: messenger RNA, 1402 nt
Organism: Hemiscyllium ocellatum (epaulette shark)
Lineage: Eukaryota; Metazoa; Chordata; Chondrichthyes; Orectolobiformes; Hemiscylliidae
Product: cysteine and histidine-rich domain-containing protein 1-like
Exons: 11
Coding region: 96-1100 (334 amino acids)
Source: RefSeq, a predicted model, not a curated record